AAUUAACAAUUCCGAGAAAAAUUGUCGUAAAAAUCGAAUUUUAUGUGGAAAAAAGAGGAAAUUUAGUUAAUAAAAUAUUAAAAAUUGCGAAAAUGGAAGGCCCGCCAGCGCCGCAAGAUCAAAAUCUCCGCAAUAUAAUUGAUAAAUUGGCAGAGUUCGUUGCCCGCAAUGGCUUGGAGUUUGAACAAAUGACGCGAAAUAAGCAGCAAAACAAUCCAAAGUUUGCAUUUUUGUAUGGCGGCGAGUUUUUCAGCUACUAUCAAUGGCGUAAAGAGAAGGAACGGGAAAGGGAGCGACUAGGAAAUAUGCCUCCGCAGGGGCUCCAAACGGGUCAACCGCCUCCGAUAUGGCAAAAUAAUGCACCAACAUUGCCGAAUGUCUUGCCACAAGUGCAGCAGAAUCCAAAUACCGCCCAAAUUGAGGCAAUUAAUGUACAACAAAAUAAAUUACGGGAACAAAUUAAGCAGUCGGAGUUGAAUUUGCAAGCGCAGCACAGUGUCCUUUUAACGCAACAACAAAGCCAAAUCGAUGCCGCUGUGAAAAUCGCUCAAGCUGAACUGCUGCAAAGGCAAGCGGAUGAAGCGGGAAUCAAACUUUCGGACUUUGAUGCCGUUUUGCAGCCCAUUAUCGAGUCCUGCACGAAGGAUAGCAUCUCCAACGGCAAAAGCUGGAUAUUACAGCACACUUCUGAUGAGUCAAAAUGUCAAGUUGUUUCACAGUAUCUUUUAAAGAAGGUCAUGACCGAAGGUGCUCCAUUUACACAGAAACUUCAUUUGAUUUAUUUAGUAAAUGAUGUAAUUCAUCACUGUGUAAGGAAAAAUUCUGACGAACUAAAGAAAUUUUUGGAAAAUGUCGUGAUUCCAAUGUUCUGUAAUGCUCAAAUGUGUGCUUCCGAGGAACAACGAGCAAAAUUGACGAAAUUACUCACGCUGUGGGAGUCAAAAGCGAAUUUUUUCGACGCUUGUGUGAUUUCAAAGCUAAAAUCGCCGCCGUCGUCAAUUCAGGAGUAUCAAGCGAGUCUUUUGACGCAACAUGCAGCUAUUAUUGCUCCAUUGACACAGGCUUCGAAGGCUACUUAUGAGAAUUACCAACAACAACAUCAAGUAUUCGCGGAUCACGCAGCUCGUCAAAUCCAAAUACUGGAAACGCAAAAACAGCAACUCGAACAACAAGGCAUCCAAAUGUUGCUUCAAAAUCAGCAGCAACAACAUCAAAUUCCCGUCGUUGGUCAACCCGGAGGACAAAAUCCCGUCUUAAAUCCUCAACUAUCGUCAAUCAUUCAACAAAUCCAGAUGCAACUGAGUAACGGAAACGCGAACAACGCCAAUAACAACAGCAACAAUCUUCCGCCGGGCGUUGCUAAUUCGCCGCUGCGCAAUAUUCCAACGUUAGUGACACAAGCACCGCCCUCAAAAAAUCCCCAACGCGACGAUUUGUAUUCUCACGUCGAUUCGCCGCAACAACAACGCACGAUGAACGAUUACUCGCUACCUCCGCCGCAAAUUCCCGACAUGUCGAGACCUCCGCCGGGUAUUUUCGAUCAACCGCCGCCUUCGACAGGAAAUUCUGCCGCAAAUUCCGAACCGCCUCCUUCGAUUGUUGAAGAUUUGACGCCGAAAUUGCCAUAUUUUGACCUUCCAGCGGGUUUAAUGGUUCCUUUAAUUCGUCUCGAAGAUUACAAUUACAAACCUCUGGACCCCGCGUUGAUUAAACUUCCUGCUCCCGUGGCGCCGAGUGAACGUCUUUUAUCCGCUGUCGAGGCUUUUUACGCGUUGCCAUCUCACGAACGCCCUCGCGACGGCGAAGGAUGGGAAAAACUCGGCUUGUACGAAUAUUUCAAGGUCAAAAAUUCGGCAAAGAAGCAAAAAGAAGAAGAAAUUGCUCAAGGAGUGCGUGAAAGAUCCCGUUCUCCGACUCCGAUCGAUCCGGCGCUUCUUAAACCGCCUCGAAGGAAAAAUAAAAGAUGUUAUCGGUCGAAAAGUCGCACCCGAAGUCGUUCCCGAUCCAAGAGUAAAAGUAAAUCUCCGUCGCCUGCGAUGAAAUCUCGUUCGCCAUCACCCCCGAGUCGCAAUAGAAAUCGCCGACAACGAUCAAUUACACCGCCGUCGCGUCACAAAAACAUCCGCGAACGAGAAAGAUCGAUUUCGCCGCCGAUGGCGAGUUUUGCAGGAGCUUCAUAUACGAAAACUGCAAGCGAAUUCAUCGAAGAAUCGAAUAAGGGACAUCAAAUGUUGAUGAAAAUGGGCUGGGGAGGCAGCGGAAAAGGACUUGGCGUUGCGGCACAGGGAAUCGAUCAACCAAUUUCCGCGGGAGAAGUUCGCGAUAAGCAGGAUUUGUACAAAGGAGUCGGAGCAUCAACGCAAGCCGAUCCAUAUGAAAGUUUUCGUCGAAAUAAAGCCAAUAGUUUUAUUCAUCGCAUUCGAUCACGAGACGAACGUUCUUAAGACAACAAAAAAUCAUCAAACCUGCAUGAAACU
Culicoides brevitarsis is the source of this 2477-nucleotide messenger RNA. RefSeq names its product calcium homeostasis endoplasmic reticulum protein (gene scaf6). Gene Ontology annotation, biological process: RNA processing; intracellular calcium ion homeostasis. Bases 93 to 2444 code for a protein of 783 amino acids. The record is from RefSeq and is a predicted model, not a curated record. Gene Ontology annotation, cellular component: perinuclear region of cytoplasm. NCBI's taxonomy places the organism in Eukaryota, Metazoa, Arthropoda, Insecta, Diptera, Ceratopogonidae. The transcript has 10 exons. Gene Ontology annotation, molecular function: RNA binding.